AUUCUAUUACGAGGAGAUAUUUGUGAAAAUGGCGGCGUUCACAGGAGAACACUGGAGAAGCGAGCUGCCCGGCCACAAGAUUUUUAUGAAAUUACGGGAGAAGCUUCAUUUGGAACCUCAAGCAAGUGGUAGAAAACUUGCGAAAAACCUUACAUUUUGCUUGAAUGGUGAUUUAUUCGUAUGGGACGACGAUGAUAGUGUAUUUUACACAACCAACCUGAGACAGCUGAACUCAGAAGUGCUAGAUAGUUCCGCAUAUCAGACCCUGCUGUGCAUCAACCCGCCGCGGUUCGAGGUGUGCGAGGUGCUGCUCAGCCCGACCCAGUACCACGUGGCUCUGAUCGGCCAUCGCGGCGCCACUGUCCUGGAGCUGCCACAGCGCUGGGGCAAGAAGUCCGAGUUUGAGGGCGGCCGCAGCCAGAUCAACUGCAAGACCAUCCCGGUGGCGGAGCGCUUCUUCACCAGCUCCACGUCUGUCACCCUCCGGCAGGCGGCCUGGUACCCCAGCGAGACGGAGGAGCCCCACCUGGUGCUGCUGACGUCUGACAACUCCCUCAGGUUCUACAGUCUAAAAGAGCCUCACACGCCAGCCCGGGUGCUCUCCGUGUCCCAGUCAGAGGAGGAUGGUACGGUUCACACAAGAGGGCGCUCCUACGCCGCGUCUCUCGGGGAGAUCGCCGUGGCCUUCGACUUCGGGCCGGCGGCGGGGGCCCCCCGGCAGCUUGUGGGCCUCCGCGGGAAGGAAGAGGUGCUGGCGUACCCCCUCUACGUCCUGUACGGGAACGGGGAGACCUACUUGAUCUACACCAGCCUGGCGCACAGCGGUGGAACUCUAGGAAAGCUGCUCGGCCCACUACCCAUGUACCCCGCGGCGGAGGAUAACUACGGCUACGACGCUUGCGCUGUGCUCUGCCUGCCGUGCGUGCCCAACAUCUUGGUCAUCGCCACGGAAACGGGUACGCUGUACCACUGUGUCGUACUGGAGGCGGAGGAAGAGGAGGAGUCUGGGGCUGUGGAGAGGUGGACGCGUGGAUCCGAGUCUGUUCCCUCGUUGUACGUGUUCGAGUGUGUGGAGCUGGAACUGACACUCAAACUGGCAGCCGGGGAGGAGGAGGAGCCUGCGGAAUCUGAUUUCACCUGUCCAAUCAGACUGCACAGAGACCCCUUGUGCCAGCACAGGUACCACUGCACACACGAGGCGGGGGUGCACAGCGUCGGCCUCACCUGGUUCAACAAACUGCACAACUUCCUUCAGUCUGAUGAGGAAGAUAAGGACAGCUUGCAGGAGUUAGCAGCUCAACAGCGGUGCAUUGUGGAGCACAUCCUCUGCACGAGGCCACUUAGCAGCAGCUUGUCGGCCCCAGUUCGCGGGUUCUGGAUCGUGUCAGACCUGUCUCUGGGAGCCACAAUGAUCUGCGUCACCAGCACCUACGAAUGCCUCCUGCUCCCUUUGCUGAGUUCAAUUCGCCCGCCUUCCCCUCCCCUGCUGUGUUCCCACCCGGGGGUGGGGCCUGGAAGCUCUCCGCUGCGUGGCUUGACCAAUGACCCAUUUGAACAGCACAUCCGCAACAUUCUGGCACGCGGCUCAACGAAUCCACUCCUCCUGAGGGCGGAUAAGGACACGUCCUCGACUCCUCCGGCAGAGUGUCUGCAGCUCCUGAGCAGGGCCACGCAGGUGUUCAGGGAGGAGUACAUCCUCAAGCAGGACCUGGCCCGGGAGGAGAUGCAGAGGAGGGUAAAACUGUUGAAUGGGCAAAAGAAGAAGCAGCUUGAGGAUCUUGCUCUGUGCAGAGAGGACAGUAAGAGUCUGCGAGAGUCCGCAGAACGUCUGGCUAGUAAGUAUGAAGAUGCCAAAGAUCAGCAGGAAGCUACCAUGAACAGGGUGAAGCGGGUUCUGAGCAGCCUGCGUAGCCAGCUGCCGGUGCUGUCGGACAGCGAGAAGGACAUGAGGAAGGAGCUGCAGACCAUCAACGACCAGCUGCGUCACCUGGACAACGGCAUCAAACAGGUUAAUAUGAAGAUGGAGUAUCAGAAGAAGCAGAUGGAGAAAGGAGCGUCCCCGGCCAGGGCCAGCAUCGCCCUCAGCGUCCACCAGAAGAAGUGCGUCCAAGGGGUCCUUAAAGAACAGGGCGAGCACAUCGCUGACAUGAUGAAGCAGAUCAAGGACAUCAAGAACCACUUCAGCUUCUGAGAAGCACAGGAUCACAACUCGACACAUUUCGCAAACUGGGGGGGGGCAGGGCGGGGCUGGCAAAGAGCUUGCUCUUCUCAGACAUUAAGUCAGCAGGAAAAUCUGUUUGCCUCUAUAAAUUUUACUCAACUUGACAAAAGAAUUCGGCUUGGUGUUAUCGUUUUUACUAAUAUUACUUUUGGUCCUGUGAGACAUUCAAUUGCAUCUCAGCAAUUACUUUUUGUGGUAAUUUCUGGCAAGAAAAUUAGUAGUGCAGUUAAUUUAGCCUGUGAGAGGUAGAAUGAGAACAGCCUGGUUACGUUGCAUUAGACAAGCUCUUCCUUUAGUUUAAUGCAGUAUGGGGGGGAAAAUAUGACAACCUGAGUCAGACUGUUUUUGUAUAACCACAUCUUAUCAAGGUUUUGUACUAGUGCGUAAUGUAUAUUUAUCUCACUGUGGAAUAAAAGUUCAUGUUUUGUACAGUUUUAA
Molecule: messenger RNA, 2659 nt
Organism: Anguilla anguilla (European eel)
Lineage: Eukaryota; Metazoa; Chordata; Actinopteri; Anguilliformes; Anguillidae
Gene: nup88
Product: nucleoporin 88
Exons: 17
Coding region: 29-2191 (720 amino acids)
Biological process (GO): ribosomal large subunit export from nucleus; protein import into nucleus; ribosomal small subunit export from nucleus
Cellular component (GO): nuclear pore
Molecular function (GO): structural constituent of nuclear pore
Source: RefSeq, a predicted model, not a curated record